Messenger RNA from Coregonus clupeaformis (lake whitefish), 2057 nucleotides. Its product is annotated as cytochrome P450 2K1. Gene Ontology annotation, molecular function: heme binding; oxidoreductase activity, acting on paired donors, with incorporation or reduction of molecular oxygen, reduced flavin or flavoprotein as one donor, and incorporation of one atom of oxygen; iron ion binding. The transcript has 9 exons. Gene Ontology annotation, cellular component: cytoplasm; intracellular membrane-bounded organelle. The record is from RefSeq and is a predicted model, not a curated record. Gene Ontology annotation, biological process: xenobiotic metabolic process. Lineage: Eukaryota; Metazoa; Chordata; Actinopteri; Salmoniformes; Salmonidae. Bases 145 to 1659 code for a protein of 504 amino acids.
UGGGGUGGGGAGGUUAUACAAAUAGCAUUCCUUGGGGAAGCUGUUGUCGUGGAAGUUCUCUGAGCACAAACACUUGUUCCAUAACAGAGCAUAGUGUGUUGUGUCUUUUUAGCCCAGUAUAAGGUUUAAGAGCUCAAUUUGAAGAUGUCUCUUAUAGAAGGUAUUCUCCAGACAUCAAGCACGAUGACACUGCUGGGGGCUGUGCUGUUUCUCCUUGUCCUCUACCUCCGUUCUUCUGGUUCCAGCGCUGAGGAACAGGGGAAGGAGCCUCCAGGACCCAGGCCACUGCCCCUGCUUGGCAACAUGCUCCAGCUGGAUCUCAACAGGCCCUACCGCACUCUCUGUGAGCUCGCCAAUAAAUAUGGCUCCAUCUUCACGGUUCACUUUGGACCCAAGAAAGUGGUUGUUCUGGCAGGAUACAAGACGGUCAAGCAGGCGCUGGUCAACCAGGCAGAGGACUUUGGGGACAGGGACAUCACUCCUGUGUUCUAUGAUAUCAACCAAGGACAUGGGAUUCUGUUUGCCAAUGGAGACUCAUGGAAAGAGAUGAGGCGCUUUGCCCUGACAAACCUUAGAGACUUUGGGAUGGGCAACAAAGGGAGUGAAGACAAAAUCUUAGAGGAAAUCCCUUACCUGAUUGAAGUGUUUGAAAAACAUGACGGUAAGGCAUUUGACACAGCACAGCCUGUGAUUUAUGCCGUCUCCAACAUAAUCUCGGCCAUUGUCUAUGGCAGCAGGUUUGAAUACACUGACCCCCUAUUCACAGGCAUGGCAGAUAGGGCCAAUGAGACCAUACACCUUACAGGCUCCGCAUCAAUUCAGAUGUACAACAUGUUUCCCUGGUUGGGCCCGUGGAUAAAGAACCUGACGCGUCUGAAAAAGAAUGUUGCUGAUAUGAAGAUGGAGGUGACAGAGCUGGUGAGAGGCCUGAAAGAGACUCUGAACCCUCAGAUGUGUAGAGGCUUUGUGGACUCAUUCCUUGUCCGAAAGCAGACCCUGGAGGAAUCUGGCAAUAUGGAUUCUCUCUACCAUGACAACAACCUGGUAUUUAGUGUUGCUAACCUGUUCGGUGCUGGUACCGACACCACCGGGACAACCCUGCGCUGGGGUCUGCUGCUAAUGGCCAAGUACCGCCAUAUACAGGACCGGGUCCAGGAGGAGAUCAGCAGGGUCAUAGGAAGUCGUCAGCCCUUGGUAGAGGACAGGAAGAACCUGCCCUACACUGUUGCAGUGAUCCACGAGACCCAGAGACUGGCCAACAUUGCACCCAUGGCCAUCCCUCACACCACCAGCCGAGACGUCACCUUCCAGGGAUAUUUCAUCAAAAAGGGGACGUCUGUGAUUCCUCUACUGACGUCCGUCCUACAGGACGAUAGUGAAUGGGAGAGCCCCCACACCUUUAACCCCUCCCACUUUCUGGAUGAGCAGGGACGAUUCAUCAAGAGGGACGCCUUCAUGGCCUUUUCUGCAGGUCGUAGGGUGUGUCUGGGGGAGAGUCUGGCCAGGAUGGAGCUCUUCCUCUUCUUCACCUCCCUCCUGCAGCGCUUUAGUUUCUCUCCUCCUCCUGGAGUAACAGAGGAUGAUCUGGACCUCACACCAUCCGUGGGGUUCACGCUCAAUCCUUCACCUCACCAGCUCUGUGCUGUGAGCCGGGUCUGAGAAGCAAUGACAAUUUUAACAUGAAAAUAUUGGUGGGACAAACAAACAAGCUAAUAUGCAUUGAAACCACUACACUACAUAUUAAAUGCACCAUCAUAAUAACCAAUCCCAGAAAUGAGUUUGCGCGACACACACAAACAUUAUUAUAUUUUGUUUAUGAUCGGUUCAUAGGCUACUUCCAAUAUCUUUUUAGAUCUAAUUGCACGGAAGACCACAGUAGUCGAACAUACUUUUAUAGAGUAAAGUUUAUUUUACUUCAUUUUCAGCAUCGGUCUGCAGUAUUGCUAAUCAUUGUUAGACUAUUGGGACGCAGCCCAAACACGUUCUGAGUGCAGUUGCAUCUGCCUGCCUGUUAACAAGAUGUUCCUGUUAAGAAUAAAGCAAGUUUAUAAAACUUC